Messenger RNA from Etheostoma cragini (Arkansas darter), 5169 nucleotides. RefSeq names its product PHD finger protein 1 (gene phf1). Gene Ontology annotation, biological process: regulation of DNA-templated transcription; chromatin organization. The record is from RefSeq and is a predicted model, not a curated record. Lineage: Eukaryota; Metazoa; Chordata; Actinopteri; Perciformes; Percidae. Gene Ontology annotation, cellular component: nucleus. Gene Ontology annotation, molecular function: chromatin binding; DNA binding. The coding region runs from base 801 to 2477 and encodes 558 amino acids. The transcript is spliced from 15 exons.
CACGGAUUUCCUAAACUUGGCCGGUUCCUCUUGUUGGAGCCAAAUUAAUGAGGCGGCUAAAGUCAUUAAUUGGCCACUUAAUUGGCCCAUGUCGCUGGCGCGCUGCUUCCGCUGGCUUUUAGCGCACCGCCAUCCCUCACUCCUGCUGCCAGACAUCACAAUCCCACCUUGUCAAAACGAUUUAGGGUCAGUCUCUCAGACGGGAAAGGUGCUCUCGCCGUGGAUGACCCCCCCUCCUCCCUACACAUACACACACACACACACGCACACACACAUCUGGAUCCCCCUCAAUCAGUAUCUCCCUCCCACUCUAUCUCGGUGUUUUAUGUCUGCGUCACAACAAGUCGGUCGAGAGCGAGAGGUAGGGAUGAUGGCGUCUCUGGCGGCUUGAUUCCGAUGCUGCUCUGACAAUCCCGCCUUAAUAGCAUCAAUAGGUGGUGGCGGAGAGGGGGAUAGGAGAGCAAAAGAGACGGGGACAUGACGAAACGGCAUCGCGGAGGACGGACAAACUAGAGACGGACGGACAGCCAGUCGCCCCCCCCCCUUCUCGCUGACGGCUUGACUGACACACACACACACACACACACACACACACACACACACACACACACACACACACACAAGCGCUUGGCACAGACAGGGACAUGCAUGCACACCAUCCACUUUUUGCAAGCACGCAGGCUGCGCAUCCGAGUGGGCAGUAAUUGGGCAGCGGAGAUUCACAGCAGAUGAGGGCAUUUCAUGUCCAGCCUGCACAGGAAUCACUGUGACCCCGACGGAAAGGAGUUCGACUUGACAGGAUGGGGGGAGUAAGUGAAGGAGAUGAUGUGUUGGCUCGAUGGAGUGAUGGACUACUGUACCUCGGCAAUGUGAAAAGAGUAGACGGAGUCAAGCAAUGUUGUCUGGUGAGAUUUGAGGACAACUCGGAGUUCUGGGUACUGAGAAAGGACAUUCACUCAUUCGCUGCUGGAGUGGAAGAAGUUUGCUGUAUUUGUGACGCUCCGCCUCUUAAAGAACCUCUCAUAAAUUGUCUCAAAUGUCGCCACGGUUAUCAUUCAGAGUGCCACACGCCAACCAUCGAACCGGAAGCUGACAGCGAUUCGUGGAUAUGUCGACAAUGUGUCUUUGCAGUUGCAACCAAGAGAGGCGGUGCACUCAAACGGGGACGCUUCGCCCGGCUCAUGCAAUUUAUGAAACUCCGGCUUCCCUACCAGCUGUCGUCUUUAGACUGGGACCCACAGCAUCUGACCAAUCAGCAACAGUGCUACUGCUACUGUGCCGGACCUGGAGAGUGGAACCUGAAGAUGUUGCAGUGUGGAAGCUGUGGUCAGUGGUUCCACGAGGCCUGCACACAAUGUCUGACCAAACCAUUGCUGUAUGGAGACAGGUUUUAUCAGUUCCAGUGCUCAGUAUGUACAAAGGGACCAGAGACCAUCCAAAGGCUACCCAUGACCUGGAUGGAUUUGGCUCAUUUAGUGCUCUACCAUCUCUCGCUGUGCUGCAAGAGGAAAUACUUUGAUUUUGACCAUGAAAUCCUGUCCUUCACCAAUGAGAAUUGGGAGUCGUUGCUUCUAGGAGCGCUCUCUGACACGCCAAGGCAAGACCGCUGUCACAAUCUCCUCAACGCUCUCAACUCUCACAAGGACAGGUUUGUCUCUGGAAAGGAGAUCAAGAAGAAGAAGUGUCUUUUUGGGCUUCAGGUUCGAGCUCCCCCUCCGCUGACGUCCGAUUCGUCGCCGCUCAUCACCGACCCCCCUAUCAACAUCACGCAUAGGAGAAGGUCAGACCCGUUGUCAUUACCCUGCCAGAGGAGAGUGGGGGGGCCAGAGUCACGCAAAUCAAAGCGUCGCAUCAUGGAGACACAGGCUUGUCCACCCCCAGUCGCUGCCAACCCCAUUGAGCUGCUGCCAUGUUGCCAUGGCUACAUGGGAGGGACCAGCCUUUACAACUCCAGGAAGUCAGAGGAGGAGCUUAGUUUGAGCUCUCCUCCCAAGCGGAUGUAUGCCCUGUACCACACCACCUACAACGGGAAUAAUGCACUCUCCAGGAGUCUCCAUCACUUCAACAGCGUCGAGGACACCUGCAGAGUAGUGCCGCCUUGCUUCCCAUACCCCCUCAACGCCAAUGGCAACCAUCACCAUCACCACUCCCACCAACACCAACACAACCACCAACAUAACCACCAACACAGUCACCAACACCAGCCGGGGCAGAAGCAGCUGGAGCCCCUCUUCCUAUGUGAUAUGCCCCCAUACCAGGCCAGUAUGGGCGGAGGAGGUGGCGUAGGUGGAGGAGGCGGAGGAGGUGGGGGUGGCGGUGGAGGAGGAGGAGGCGGGGGGAUGGUAGUUGGAGGCGGGGACGGGACAGUGGCCAGGAGCUGGGGAGGAGGGGAGGCAGUGAGGAUCUUGGCGAGACGCGUCACGCCAGACGGAAAGGUGCAGUACCUUGUAGAGUGGGAGAACGUGAAUUUGUACUGACACAAAGUGAGUAAACUUGAGACGCAAUGACUGUUUUGAAGUUGCCACAGGAAUACUGUGUAUGUAAGGUGUGGCAGUGUUUGAAGUACAAAAAAAAGAAAAAAGGACAAAAAAAUUCUCUACACAUUGCUAAUCCAGGUUGCUCUUAUAGUAUCACCUCUAUUCUACAUCAUUGUUAACUCACUACUCGUUACUAAAUGUCCCUCUUUGCUAGUGUUUCUCUGAUAUUUGUACUGUUAACUUUGGAAUAUGCCUUUGCAUUUAUCAUGUUUAAUGGUGAUAAGGGAAGAUAUUUAAUCCUCCGGAUGAUUUGUAAAUCUUUGGAAAACAACAAGAGCAUGUCUUUAAUUGUACUGGUAUUUUGAUGUACAGCACUGUAGAUAAGGAACAGUGAAGUACAAGAAAUAAAAAAACUAAAUCUUACUGCUUUUUCAGUAGAGAAAAAAUAAGUGCGCAAAAUGUAUUGCUAUGCAAUUUAAAAUUCCACAAAAAACAGUAAACCUCUACCGCCUGUCAUUUAGACAGCAUACUGCUAAUUUAAAAUAAUAGGUGGACAUUUUGGAAAACACACUUUUUUUUUCAUUGAACUAUAAACAUUUAUAUAUAUUAUACUGUCCAAACUGUUAUUAUCUAAAGCUUGGUUGUAAAAAAAUUGUUAGUAAAAAAAGUAAAAAAGUUUGUUAGUAAUUGUUAAAUUUAGUGUAGUAAUCUAUACGUCUGAAUGAUCUGACUCAAAUCACAAUAUCAAUGCUUAGUAGGUACUUUAAAUACGCAGAAAGUUUAAGAUUUAACUUCUUGGUUCUUUAAAAAAUAACAAAAUCCCCCGAUAUUUGAUAUGGAUGUCCAAGGGAUGAGCACGUUCCACAGCCAGCGGCCAGCAGCACACUUCCAUCAGCUGUCCCUUUUAUAAUUGCCCAUUGAUCAACUGAUAACGUUAAUGUUCACGUGGAGUUCAGUGAGUAAAGUGGCCCAGAAAAUAAACAGUGAGGCAUGAAGACAGCUGGGUGGUGGCUGCCAGCUGCUGAACAAAAAAAAGCAGUUACCUUUUAUUGGCCAGGAUCAGACCGAGCAGGACAGUCCGUCUUGUACAGUAUUUUUGGCCAUACAAAUGGUAGGUUAAUGCCUUGCUUAAGGGCACUAUGACAGUAGUGGUUGAGCCCUGUCUUCUGCUCAGACGCCAGCUCUUUUUGGCUUUGUCAACAAAUUAUCUGGAGAUUUUAAAUAUUUUCUCUCAUUGCAGUAUGUUAAUAGGAGAUUGUAUACACUUUAUGACGCGGUUACUUAUUUGUUAUGUUAGAUUUGGUCAUACAUAAUUUACAUUUAGACUACUGUACGUAUUAGAAAUAGGAGCCACAAGACGGCUUUUGUUUUAUAGAUAGAAUUAUAUAUUCACAAUAUAUUGCUAUGAUCGAAUAACUUUUAUUUUAUUUUUGAUGUGGUUGCAUAGUGCCUAUACGGGUUGUGUACCUGCCGAUUGGUCUGCCGACCUGAGUCAACCAAUCAGACGACAGAUAGAUGAACGAGGCCAUAUUGCUACUAAACAAGAGGAUGGCUCUUUAUCAGUUGCCAGAUACAACUACAUGGAGAAACAAAGACCAGUUAUAAUGUUGAGUCAAGUUUUUUUUAAAUCAGAACAGGACUGUGAUGUUACUGUACAUUCCAAACAAACAACAAAAAAGAAAUUUACAUGUUACUGAAAUGUCUGUUUGAAGUUAUCAGGAUGGAAAUCAUUUUGAUUCUUUUUUUAAUUUUUUUUAUGGGUGUUAGAUGUCAUAAAGAUCCACUAAAGGUCCACUUCAGGUCCAGGAUAGGUUUCAAUGUCGUAUGGAGUUCAAUCCUUACGUUCAAAGUAACAGUACAGGUAAAGAAGACUCUAAUGGGCCCGACUUAAACUUAAACCCAUAGUUUUUUCCAGGUCUAUAAUAACAGUCUAUCAUUUAGAAGGUACAACAUGGCAUUUAUAAGUCAAGGCCUGACUUCUUCUCAGAUGUGCUUCUUGAGAUAAAGUGAGGUGCUGAAGUUGGAAUUUAUCUUUGUGCAAACAGGUUACAUAAAUCUAGAAUACUGUGGUGCAAAAAAAGAGUUUAUAUUUUAUACAGAGGUUUAUUUCAGCAAUCUGUUCGAUAAAACUCACACAACAUAUACAUUUGUCAGUUUUAUCUUUCAGGAAAGACUGUAUUACAGGUUUAGUUCAAAAAGCAAAAGACAAAUACACCAUUUAUACCGUUCUUAUCACACCAAUGCAAAACUCUCUGAUUUUGUUUAAAUACCGACCUCUCUGUUCAGUUAUCUCCUUGCGUACAUUUCAGGCAAGUUAAAUUACGUUGAUUGCAAUUUUCAUCCUCCUCCGUGACUAUUUGACUGUAGUUCUUUAGGAAGGGGUGUGUUGAACCGUUGUAGGUGAUGAAUGUAUUUGUGUGUUUUCUAUGGUAUGUCUAUACCCGUCAAGUGCUUGUUAGAGGUUGUACUCGAGGUGGAACUCGACCCGAUUUGUUUAAAAGGAAAAAAAGAGGAGGAAAUAAAGACAUCAACAUUAAGGAACAUUAUUUAUUUUGGUAGAGGUAGUCUUCUUUUUUUCUGAUUAGUAGUCAAGUCCGAGUUCAGUUUGAUGUAUUUUUGGAGAAAUUAUGUUUGUACAUGUAUACUCUGCGUUGACACCUAAUAUGUAACAUGAAUAAUAAAAAAUAAAAAA